CUCUGAUUGGGCUGAGGCGCCGCCGCGGGCAGCUGACCAGAGGUAGACAUGUUAGAAGGUGUGCCCGCGGUACCUGGCACGUAGGCAGGGCCGCAGGGCGAGGAUGGAGGAGCGGAGACGAUGGAGCUGGAUUUAUGAUAUGCAGUCGGCAAAAGUUGUGAGAGCUGAUGGUGUAUUUCUCCUAUUCUUGCCUGCAGCUGCGCCAUUUGUCUGUCGCUUGGGCGUCCCAGUCCAGCGCAGCCGAACCUGUGGACCCAUGGCCAGCCUCUCUCACGUGUGCAAGGCUGCACCAGCAUCCAUUGAGCAGGCCUCACACGGGCAGUGACACGUCUGGCCGUCCUUCUCAUUCGCACGGCAACUCAGGACACGAGCUCAACAACGACAUGCACAAGUGGACGGCACACGGGUCGAGGCAGCCCAGCCGCGUGAGAGCACCAGCACCAGGCACAGCGUCGCCGACCUCUUGCAACCGCCGGUUUGUCUGCAUGUCGGCGCAGGCACUUCAGGCGGGCGCGCGUCUGCUGUGCUCUGCAGUGCUCUGCAAGACACGAGCAGGCCAACGGCGCCGCGGGCACCUGUCACAGUUGAACGGGGCUGGGUACGGGACAUGUACGGCCGAUCAUUGCGCUCUCUCCCACAGCUCGAAAGCAGGAAGAAACCGCACCCAAGAUCAGGCGAGUCUGCUCUCCACUACACGGACGGUUUUCGUUCUCAUGGAACCUCGCACUGCCCGGGGGCAGCGGGUGUCUCGAACCGAAAAUGCUUUUUUGUGAGUGUGAUAGAAUUUGCGUUGUUCAUGAGGGAGAGCAGCGGCGGACGCGCGGGUUUUG
Molecule: messenger RNA, 830 nt
Organism: Paraphaeosphaeria sporulosa
Lineage: Eukaryota; Fungi; Ascomycota; Dothideomycetes; Pleosporales; Didymosphaeriaceae
Exons: 1
Coding region: 168-773 (201 amino acids)
Source: RefSeq, a predicted model, not a curated record